Messenger RNA from Hevea brasiliensis (rubber tree), 5162 nucleotides. RefSeq names its product peroxidase N. The transcript has 4 exons. The record is from RefSeq and is a predicted model, not a curated record. Bases 3998 to 4984 code for a protein of 328 amino acids. Gene Ontology annotation, molecular function: peroxidase activity; heme binding. Lineage: Eukaryota; Viridiplantae; Streptophyta; Magnoliopsida; Malpighiales; Euphorbiaceae. Gene Ontology annotation, biological process: hydrogen peroxide catabolic process; response to oxidative stress.
UAUUCAUUCUUCCUAUUUUUCAUUUAUCACUUUAAUUUCAGUUUCUUUGUAACAUUUUUUUUUCUUCUUAAGUUAUUAAAUUACAUUUUUUUAGAUAAUAAAUUAAUAAUUAUCUAUUUCAAUAAUAAAAUAAAUAAUGUAAUAUAAUAAAUUAAUAAUUAUAUAUUAAUUUUAAUAGUAAAAUAAAUUACAAAAUAUACUCUUUUCAAUCAUUUUACAUAUCAACAGGAAUAACUAUACAUAGUUUAUAUAAUAACAUAAAUUAACUAUAAUUAACUAUCAGCUAGCAGUUAUUAGCUAACAAAAACAUGUAUUAGCUAUCAGUUACGUUUAACAACUAAACUAAACAGGUCCUUAGUCUUGUUCAAGACUGUCCUGGUCAAAUUUGGGUCUGAUUAGUUCCACUCUGUACCCUAACCAAACCCAUAGACAUGGGAAUAUAGAUGAUCAGUAGCCAAAUUCGUGGAUGUGCUUUAUUGGCAGGUUUGAAUAGAUAUGUUUCAGAAUCAUGGAAUUUUUUUGUAUGCCACCCCCCAUCUUUUGUCAACUGCUUACUGCACGUUAAAUUGCCUAACAUCAUGAUAUGCCAAUUUGUCAUUUCUUUGCUGUAGCAGUUUAGUUGACAUUUGUUUCCCUCGAAGUAUUGAUUUGAAUUAUACUAGCAAAGCAUUUUAUGUAAACAUGUCUGCCUUUCUGGUUGUGUUAGUUGUGUUAGUCCAAAUUGCACGAGAUGCUUUUAAUGCCAGCUUAUCUUGGAUGUAUAAAUUUAUCAUUAAACCCGUUGAUUUACUAAAUACAGCUUUUGCAGUUGUGAUCCUUUCUGUAUGUAUGUCGUUGUUGCCUUGAUUCCUCCUCCAUUUGUUAACUUUUAUUUGUCAUGGAGGGUAGGAUGUUCUCCUUGGAGCGGGGCAAUUGGCAAGAUGUCUGUAACUAAUUAUUCUAGGCAGAUGCCAAAGGCCUUAGCUAAGAUUGUGUAAACCUAGUCUAAACUCAACCCAAUUUAUUAUUGGUCUAAUGUGAUAACACUAUAGCCAUUUUGUGAAUGGCUCUUGGAGAAUAAGUUUUGAUUAAAGUAUACUGUUAUCAAUAAAAUUAUAUUGGGAGGGAGAGGUUGAUAAUUUUAAGUUCAACUUUGAAAAUGGUAAAAAGGCAUGUGUCACGUUUCCCAAAAUAUUACGCAUUUCUCACUCUUCAACACCAUUGUUAAAAGAGUAAUCCGAAGCCAAAAAAAAAAAAAAAAAAAAAAUCUUUUCAACAACGGCUAUGAAAUAGAAACAUAAUCUUGGUGCCCAUUUCCCAAGUCCAAUUCAAAAACACUACUGUUAUCCAAGCCUCAUGAUAUGGCAGUAGAAAAGUUGUCCAUAUUGGCCGCUCUUCUCUUGUGAAUGAACAGCACCAAACGGUCUCAUUCUCCGAAGCCAAAACUCGUUUGAUCGAUGCUUUCAUUGUGCAACCUGAGUACGUAAAUCCACAAGUAGUUCUUGACAAUAUUCAAAAUCUAUAUAAUCAGCCUGGAUGGUGGAAAAUUUCCCUGAUGUGCAGGUACUGUUUGCUAAAGUGGGUAUGCUUUCUUAUGUUAAUUGGGUUUAAUUUUUUAAAUAAAUUGGUUGGGUUCAGUUUUUAUCAUUAAAAAAUUUAGUUAAUUCCAUUCAAUUUUUUUUUUCACCUUUAAAAAUGAGAAUGAGGAACCAUUUUUCCUUGAUUUUUCAGUCCUCGUUUUCUGUGAUAAUUGCCCGGCUGAUAAGAUUAUCUUUAGUAGUGAACUGCAUUGUCAUCUUGAAUUUCAAGGAGUCCCAAGAUAAAUUGUUGAAGCUGACAUUGGCUGUUACAAAUUGGCUUACUCGUUCCCUUUCAUUUCUUGGAAUAACCUUCCAGCAAACAUAUGCCAUUACAAUAUCACCUCUUUAGAGACAGUUGGAUAGAGGAUGCUGUCAAUGGUCUUGUGAGCAAAGAUGAACAAUGUCACUUCAUACCGAUAAUGAUGAGAUAGUGCAUGUGACAGUUUUUGGUUGGCAUCUUUCUUAGGCUUAGGUUCUCAAUGACUGUAAAAUUGAGUGAGUUUCACACUUUUUUUUUUAUGCAAAAAUAUCUAUUUUGCAACUAUUAGUUUAUUAAUCAUUCUAUACAUCGAAGUAGAGCUAUGUAAAAAUGGUGGGACAAAGAAGAACACCAAAAGUAAUGAUAUAACCAAAGCGCAUUAAAUUCCGAUUGGUUAUUAGAUUUGUUAUUCUAAAUCUAUAAUACACUACUUGAAUUACUGAGUAGUAUAUAUCCUUCGUUACAUACACAUACACACAUUCUUCAUAACAAUUUAAAAUGACAAUCAUUGAAGCCUCAUUGCCAUGAUCAGUAAUAUAUAAAUAAUAUAUGAAAUAUCAUUUUGAUUGCCUAGUGUUAGUAUCUUGUUUAUGUGGAGACAUUUGUGCAUCAAAUGGAUUGUUCUUCUGACAAGAUUGGAGGUCAAGGAAAGGGAAGGGAAACUAUGUUGGUGAUAAUGGCAGUAGGGAAACUUAAGUCUGUCUGUCUUAGUUUAUGUGUAAGCACUGUAUCCUAAUUGUUUCAUUUUCAUAUAAUAUUUGACCUUGGAUCGACUGUAGCCAUUGUUUUAUGUAAUUAAGUAACCUCAAUAAACCUAAAUUACUUGGCCCCCCAAAAGUUAAAUUCAAGAUAUUACUUGGAUGGGAGAGUGGGGCUUAUAUCUAGUUCUUGCUCUUGUAACCCACGUACCAAUGGAAUGCUUGACCUAGUGCGUUAUGAUAGGAAUGUGCCAAGUCUAACAUAUAGUGCACCUAGCAAGUCAAAAUUUGACAACUUUGUAGAGUGAUUAUUAUUUAAUCAUUACUAGCAAUUGGAUAUUCCAAGUGAUUUUAUUUACUCUUCAAAUUUAUUGGUAUUAAAAUUCAAAUAAGACAAAUAUAUAUAUUAAGAAAAGGAAAAGGAGUUCCUUCUUGAAGCACAAUGCAUGUGCGUAUUCCGCACAUAUUCAACUCUUAUCAACUUUAGCAAUUCCAGUUUGGACACUGUAUUAUCACCAUUUUUAAUUGCUGCCAUUAAAGAAUAAACAAAUGAUCUGUUCAAGCAUGCUAAAUAUCUACGACCACAAAUGAAUCCGUAACCAUAUGUCCAAUUUGUCAGAAUUCCUAAUACUGACAAAAUGUCCAUAAUCUAAUAUAAUUCAUGCAUGAUAUGAUCAUCAAGCACCCAAUUCAGUGGUUUCAAGAAGUCUAGCUUUUGUUAAGCAUUAGCUAGUGCUCUUAAAGCAUGUAUAAUAUUUUCCAUCCACAAGCAUUAGCCUAAUUGACAAAUGAAUUUAUUUUCUAUCUUAUUUAUUUAAAUACGGUGUUCAAAUCUCUUGAGGCCAAACUGAAAAGGUAUUUUGCUUCUUUGUGAAUUCUGUAGUUCAUAAUAGAUGGUCUACCUGAGAUCAUGCUAAAUUAAGAAUUAGGCUUAGAUAAUGCGUAAAAGUUUACCUGUAAUAUAUUCAUAUAUCAAUAAAUUUUUGUUCAAAUUCGAUCUAUCAUGGAUUCAAGAAACUAAAUGAAUAUAUGAUGGAACCUACUUAUUAAAUAUAUAUAAGAAUCCCGCAUAUGUCAAGAUCCAAAUAAAUAUUUAUAUUUUGGAUCCUUGAUGAACUUGGAUCUAGACAAGAAAAUUUCACAUCCAUACAUGAACUUGCAUUGAAAGAUUAAAUUACAUUUAAUCUGAUAACCACGAACCCAACUUUCCCUUCUUUCCCCUCUAUUGCUGAAGGAUAAGGGUCGGUAAUUUUAUAUGAUAAUAUGUUAGGUUUAUGCAAAUAGCAAGCUCUUAGUGCAGCUUUUUGCACACAGACAAGAAGCACUAUAGCUAGCUAUAGCCGCCAUACAUCACCAGCACUUAAAACAAACUCUGUUCAUUGUAUAUAAUUGGCUAUAAAUAGAGCCAACUCAAUGUGGUUUCUUUUGAGACAUGUGCCUUGAUUGUUUUGGGUUAGGAGAAUUAAUAUAUUGUAGUAGCCAUGAAGAGGUUAGCCAACUAUCAAUGUUUUACUUUGUUUAUGAGUGUUCUGAUGUUAUGUGUUGCUGUGAGAUCUCAACUCACUGCUGAUUUCUAUUCAAAAACUUGUCCUACACUUCCUCAAAUCGUGAGAAAAGUGGUUCAAAAUGCUAUCAAGGUUGAAAUGCGAAUGGCAGCCUCUUUGCUCCGCCUUCAUUUUCAUGAUUGCUUUGUCAAUGGUUGUGAUGGAUCAAUUUUGCUGGAUGGAACUGAUGUUGAGAAGUUCUCCGUGGCUAACAUUAACUCAGCAAGGGGAUUUGAAGUUGUGGACGCUAUAAAAUCUGCCGUGGAAAGUCAGUGUAGUGGAGUUGUAUCUUGUGCUGACAUACUAGCCCUAGCGGCCCGAGAUUCUACGCUCUUGAGUGGAGGGCCAUCAUGGAAAGUGCUCCUUGGAAGAAGAGAUGGGAUGGUGUCUAGCCAAGCGCAGGCAAAUCUUUCAUUGCCUUCUCCAUUUGAAGGACUAAAUGCAAUCAUUGCCAAGUUUGCUGCUGUUGGCCUCAACAUCACUGAUGUUGUGUCCUUAUCAGGUUCUCACACAAUUGGUCUAGCAAAAUGUGCCACCUUCAGCAAUAGGUUGUUCAACUUCUCAGGAACUGGAGCUCCUGACAGCACAUUGGAUUCAAAUAUGUUGUCUGAUCUGCAAAGCCUGUGUCCAGUGAACGGUGAUGGAAACAAGACCACAGCUUUUGAUCGAAACUCCACCGAUCUAUUUGAUAACCAUUAUUUCCAGAAUUUGAUAAACAAUAAGGGCCUGCUUGGUUCAGACCAAAUUCUAUAUUCAAGCAGUGAGGCUGUUUCCACAACCAAAAGUAUUGUUGAAAGCUACAGCAGUAACAGCAAGCUUUUCUUUAAUGAUUUUGCAAAUUCCAUGAUCAAAAUGGGGAAUAUUAGUCCACUCACAGGGUCUAGUGGAGAGAUCAGGAAGAACUGCAGAGUGGUUAAUUCUUAAAUUAUAUAUUGUACUUAACUAAUUAAAGGACCUAGGGUUUGAUAAAUAAGGAUCAAUACGUAGCAAAAGUUUGCUAUUUAAAUAUUGAUGUAUUGUGUGGUUCAUGAGUCAUGAGCCACUAGGUCUCUUCUUGUUAAUUACAAUGUGUUGGUUUGGUGUUGUUCAGGGCAUAAAUAGA